Molecule: messenger RNA, 612 nt
Organism: Perca fluviatilis (European perch)
Lineage: Eukaryota; Metazoa; Chordata; Actinopteri; Perciformes; Percidae
Product: caspase b-like
Exons: 3
Coding region: 1-549 (182 amino acids)
Source: RefSeq, a predicted model, not a curated record
AUGAGCCAGUCAACAACUGAGCCACCAGCUGAGAUUGAAACACGGACUAAAGAAGAAGUCGUCAUUGAAAUAUCAACAAAAGAUGAAGAUGACAUUGAAACACGCAUCGAAGAGGACGUCCACAACAGGCUGAUGACAGAGAACCCAACUGUGGUAAUUAAAAACACCCUGGAUAAACUUGGGAAAAAAAGGCUAAAAUCUUUUAAAUUCCAACUCAAUAAUCACAAGGCAAAAGGCCUUGAACCCAUUGCCCGGAGCAAACUGGAGGAUAAGGACGCCAAAGACAUCGCUACGUUAAUGGCCGAAUACUAUGGACGCGAAGAUGCGUUAUCAGUCACACGGGAUAUUCUCCAAAAGAUUGAUCAGCGUGAUCUUGCUUCUCAACUUGCCAGUGACAAUGGAACGAAGCAGAGUGACACAAGUUCUGCUGAAAGUGAGGAGAACACAGAGAACUCAGGGUCACCGUCCAAAACAAAACGUAAAAAAAAGAAAAAACGCUGUCUUUGUUUCGUAAAUGUCAAAAUACAUUUACCAUCAUGCUUUGACUAGUUAUCCUAAUACUGCAGUGGCAGCCAAACAGAAUGAUACUCAUUGAUUGAUUUUAAAUGUACA